AGACGGGUAAGUAACGUGGUGCCAUCUGGAAUAUAAACAUUUGUGACAAAUGAAUGGGAACAGAGCGCAGAAAAUCAAGAUGGAAAAAUGGCAGUAGAAGAAGAUGAUAAUACGUGGGUUCUUGACUUAGAAACUGCCCUCCUGGAGAAUUGUACAGCAGCUUCAAUUUACAGUAUCUCUAAAGGCAAAACUGUACCUGACUUCCUGAGGUCUGAAGUUUGGCAGAUCUGUCUUGGAGUACAAGAGAAAGGAAAUCAACUCAUACUGUUUAAUGAAAUAUUUGAUCUUCCUGAGCAGAAUAUUUUACGUGAAGAUUGUCAGCAGUUUGUUGCUAAUCUUGGCAAUGAAGAUGAGGACAAAGUAUCUGUAGUCUCAGACUUAGAAUCAAUUCUUACAUUUUACUGCAAGUCUAAAAGUUUGAAAUAUGAGAAGGGCAAUGGGUGGAUUGAAAUCCUACUUCCCCUUAUUGCACUUAAAUUACCAAGGUCUGGAACAUACAACCUGUUUGAAGCAAUCAGAAACUGCUAUAUCCCAAGAUGCUACAAGAAGAAUGACACUCCAUUUCACUUGUUCCGGUUGUUGUUGCUGUAUCAUGACCCAGAAUUAUGCUCUUUUCUCGAUACCAAACGGAUAAGUCCAGACAUGUACUGCCUGUCUUGGUUCCAAUCACUGUUUGCGGCAACAUGCAGUUUACCUGUUGUACAAGCAAUGUGGGACCUGUACUUCCAACAAGCUGAUGCAUUCUUUGUUUUUUUCCUUGCUUUGGUUAUGGUUGUUAAUGCAAGGGAACAGAUCCUGAGUAUGAAGAAUGAGAACAAACAGAAUAUUGUAACUACAUUAAGUUCAAUGCCGUGUGCACUGGAAGCAGAUGAUAUUACUGAUUUUUGUUCAUUAGCACAGUACUAUGCCUUGAAAACUCCAGGAUCUUUCCGAAAGGACCUGUUGAAUGUAUUAUAUGGUGAUGAUGAAUCAGCAGAAACAUCAAGCAUCUCACAGGCUCUUUGCCUUCCUGUGUCAGCUGGGGAAUUAGUAGAAAAUGCAGAGUCGACACACAGUCCAGAUGGCAUAGAAUGUGUCCGCUUCUUCCUUGUGGACUGUCGUCCAGCUGAGCAGUAUAAUGCAGGCCAUUUACCAACAGCUUUCCACCUUGACUGCAACUUGAUGCUGCAGGAACCAGCAGCCUUUUCUACUGCUGUACAAGGUUUGCUGUCUGCUCAGCGACAAGCACUGGCUGCUCGGUCAGCGGCAGGUGGAGAACAUUUGUGCUUCCUUGGAUCGGGGAGAGUUGAAGAGGAUCAGUACACACACAUGGUUGUUGCUUCUUUCCUGCAGAAGCAUACACACUAUGUUAGCAUGCUUACUGGAGGGUAUCAGGCAGUUCAUGAAAGUGUCGCUGAAAAUGUUGGUGACAGUUUGGAGGAACAUAAUCCUCAUAGCUGUCUUGUAUGCAAUCCUGAUAAUGCAAGUGAGGAUUCAGAAACCAUUCGACCAAAUGCAAGUUCUUCAGAUCUCUUUGGAAAAAUCAGUGCAGCUAUGAAGCUUAAAUCUGCUGAAGUUAAGGGCAAACUGUUUGACUAUAUUGUCAAUCCAACUGGAAGUAAUGCAGUGGAACGACAUGUCAGCAGCGCAGAUAAACUCGGCAAACGUUACCGUAAUAUGGCACCUGUCUUCAGUAUCGACGAAGAAGAUGGAGCAGAUGAUCCCAGUCCCACAAAACUUGAAGAAGAGGAAGGGCAGGAAAUUGUGGCUGUAUCAGCGUGGUUGAAGAAGUCAGAUGUUAUAGCAGCCUUCAAGUGCCAUGAGGUCAAAGUAAAUGGCUAUAUGUAUGAAAGUCAUCUCCUCGUCACAAGCAGUCACAUUUACGUGCUCCGUGACAUCCCGAGUCGCAAGGGUCUCGCGCACAUCGUGGUCCGGCGCCCUCUCUCAGCUAUUGUCAAAAUAACUUCGAAGAAAAAACAUCCUGAUCUCAUCACAUUCAAAUAUGGCGUGGCGAAAGAGGAGAACUUGGUCAUAUUUGAUAUGGACAGGUUCCUCAUCCCAAACUCGAGUGAAGCGACAAAACUUGUGUCACAGCAUAUAUUGAAACAAUUGAAAGGGAAAGAUGGCUGACAUCGGCUGAAGACUCCGUGAAUACAGAUACGUGGUAACGGAUUCGUACAUAAAUAGUGAAUAAAGUUAAUUCACAUGCCUCAUGUACGGAUAAGAAGGGCAGAUUUUAGCUGGGCGUCUUUUGGUACAUAAUCUUCAAAUGUAAACAUUAUUUCCAAACUGUAAAUAGAAUUUUUAAAUGAGUAGCUAAAAUGUGAUACGUAACGAAGUUUAUCACAGAUAAUAUAGGUAUGUUUAGAUAUAUGUAUUUUCCUCUGAAGUUUAAAACCGAUGAUCAGAACUUAAUUUAUCUCGACUUCUUACUUAAUUUCUGUCGUGCCCUCGGAUACUGAGUAGGUGCGUUGCAGAAAGCUACCAGCGCUUUCCUGAAUGCCUUUCGACAGCGUUGAUGCAAGACGUCACAAAUACAGUAAUUUAUUUAAAUUUCUUUAUAUAUUUUGUUGUAGUAGCCAUUUAAGAGUCUAGGAACGGAACUAUCAAAAGCAGAAAAGCUGGCACUAGUGAAAUAAAAGAUUCUGCGCCAGUUCUUCUUUAUUUACAUUUUUAACUUAUUGUGCCCUCAGCCCAGUCUCAUAUGAAUUUGUGGUCUUGCAUUUGUUGUUGAUUGAGAGAAUAGCCGAUACUGGCCGGAAGAAUUUAAUGUACGAUGUGAGGUUUGAGGUUUUCGCAGCGGUGAGUAUGAAGAUUUCUGUCUUCUGGAUUGUUGCGCUGUGUAGUCUGGUAGAUGUUUACCGUUUCUGAGGUCAUACUACCUCCAUCAUCAGGGCGAUGAACAUUGACCAGACUACACGGCACCACAACCCAGAAGACAGAAAUCUUAAUGUGCCAUGUUUCGAGGAAAUAUUUAUUUAUUUAGAAUAACAAUUAAGUUUGUAUUGUGGUCAGUGAUGAACAUGUGAUGGAGAUGGAAUGUAAGAAUAAUUAUCUAUUGUAAAUCAGGACAGAUCAAUUUUAGAGUGAAAAGAAGUGAAUGAUAAAUUUAUUUUAUUUUGUAUCUUGUAAAUGUAUCGCAAGAGUUUUCUCCUU
Messenger RNA from Zootermopsis nevadensis, 3135 nucleotides. RefSeq names its product TBC1 domain family member 23 (gene TBC1D23). Gene Ontology annotation, cellular component: trans-Golgi network. Gene Ontology annotation, biological process: retrograde transport, endosome to Golgi. The record is from RefSeq and is a predicted model, not a curated record. NCBI's taxonomy places the organism in Eukaryota, Metazoa, Arthropoda, Insecta, Blattodea, Termopsidae.